AUGACACCAGCAGAUGAGGAAGUCGCCUUGAGCGAGACUUCCGAGCAAUGGUCCGACGGUUUUGACCAGCGUAGAACUCUACUGGAUGACGAGAAAGUCCGCACCCAUGCCGAAGCGUGGUCCUUCAGGUGGUGGCAGUAUGCGCUGCUCUUUCUGAUAUCCGUCAUCCUGCUUGUACCAUUUGCAGUCAACCUUGCACCUAAAGGUCCGUCAUGGGAAGAAACUGCGAGCACGGAUAUGUCGAAAUCAGAUCCAGGUACUGAGGGUCAGCAGAGGGGACAAUUCGAGUCACCCACCCUGCCUCAACCGACUGGUGGUGUCACACCACCCAGAGACGAAUACUUGCUAGAUCCUGCUUGGGACUAUGAAGCCGCCCCAACCACAAGAGAGUAUUACUGGAUUCUUACCGAGACGGAACUGAACCCAGAUGGCGUAUGGAGGCCAAUGCUGCUUAUUAACGACCAAUUUCCUGGCCCUUUGAUAGAGGUCAACGAGCAUGACACCAUCAGAGUCACUGUUGACAACCGAAUGACCAACGCAUCUAGUCUUCACUGGCACGGAAUCUAUCAAAAUGGCACCAACUCUAUGGACGGAACUGUCGGCAUCACUGGUUGCCCCAUCGCUCCAAACCACAACUUCACUUAUGAGUUCAAGGUACAAGGACAGAGUGGUAGCUAUUGGUACCACGCCCACCAAGGCAUUCAAGCAUCAGAUGGUCUGAUGGGACCUUUAGUCAUCCACUCGAGAGACGAAAAGCAAUUACAGCAAAUCCAAUAUGCCAGCGAUCGUAUAAUCAUGCUUUCCGACCAUUACCACGAUCUUUCUGGAGCACUCACAAGGAAAUACCUAGCCCCAGACAGCGAGAACGCCGAGCCCGUACCGGAUGGAGCACUAAUUAAUGGUCGUGCCAUCCGCAAUUGUGAUGAUCUGCCUCACAGAAGAUGCGACAACACCACAAGUAAUGUCGGGAUACCUACCUUUGACCUCGAACCAAACCGCCACCACAGAUUACGUAUCAUGAACGUCGGCGCUUUUGCCGAGUUCCAGUUCCAGAUCGACGAGCAUGAGCUAGCAGUAACAGAAGUGGACGGUACUGAUGUACACCCAACUAACUAUCAUCGUCUAAAUAUCAAUCCCGCUCAACGCUACAGUGUGGUUGUUCAUACGGACAAAAGGGAGAAAACUAGCUUCAGGAUGCGAGCUCGAAUGAUCACGCAUUGUUUUGCCGAAUCAAAUCCAUAUAUGGCCGAUUCCGUACAUGGUGUUGUGCGAUACAGCAGUAACUCUGAACCUAUGGUGGCACAUGAGCUACCUGACACUGUCGACUGGGGUGAAGCCAUCGACCUCGAAUGCAAGGAUCUGAACACGACAGAGCUGGUGCCUGUCCAAGUCGUUGCGGCUCUUUCAAAGCCCGAUGCCUUCUUCUAUCUGAGAUCCAACUUCGAGAUAGGUGCCUACAGGCUUUCCAGAGGCAAAUUCAAUACAAGCAUUUGGCAUUCGGACGUCAAAAGCNCUACAUUAUUCCGGACAAUCGACGGGCUGCAGGCAAGGAACGCAUCCUUCGACGCAAACCAAGACGAUAGAGCCGUAUUCGUCAACGAUAGGGCUUUUGAUCAAUCUACCCAGUUGACCAUCCAGUCGUCAGGCGUUCAAACUAUUGAUCUGCUAAUAUCCAACUUUGAUGAUGGUAAUCAUCCAUACCAUCUUCACGGAUACAAAUUUUGGGUUCUUGCCCAAGGUCAUGGCUAUCCUCCCAGGAAGUCGCUUGACGCACCGAUGGAUCUAGACAACCUCUCCCCGCUCUAUGGAUCACUGGAUCUCACGAACCCUAUGCGACGCGACACAACUAGCGUGGAAGCGUUCGGCUGGGCAUUGAUACGAUUUGUAGCCGAUAAUCCCGGUGCUUGGGCGUUCCACUGCCAUGUCUCGUGGCAUGCAGAAGCAGGUCUGCUUAUGCAAUUUAUCACACGCACCGAUCUCCUGAUUGACAGCGAGAUAUCAGAGGCACAUCGAGAACUCUGUAAAGCUGAUGUUCUAGAAUUGGAANAAGGCAUGGGUCCGAAAGACGAGAUUUACUACGAUGAAGCGUGA
Aureobasidium musti is the source of this 2091-nucleotide messenger RNA. NCBI's taxonomy places the organism in Eukaryota, Fungi, Ascomycota, Dothideomycetes, Dothideales, Saccotheciaceae. The record is from the annotation of a GenBank genome assembly.